UAAGGCUGGACACUAGACACACACAGAAUCUGUCUUUCUCCAGACCUCAGCCUCAUACAUUCACACACUCGCAUAUAUAACACACACACACACAUACAUACACACCGACACACACACUCACGCGUGGCACAGGGAUGUCUCUGCGCUGAGACACAUGAGGAGAUUCUACAUUGCUCUGACAAUAAGAAAGCAUUUAUCCUUCCAGCAGAAGCAUGCCCAUCCUUAAGAAUCUCCCAGCUCGGCUGAAGGGAGGCAGGUUGUCCGUAGAAUUAGAGAGCACCGGUGAGCUGAUCUUGCGCAAGAUGAGCCUCAACCACAACCCAUUUGAGGAGCCCGGCUCUGACGAUGAUUGGGCCAAAUCUAAUGAGGGCUCGUUACUCGAUGGCGGUGCGCCCCGCGACCGUAACCCUUUUGAGGAUGAAGAGGAUGAGAACGAGGCCAAUGAGGAGCGACGGGGCGGCUCGGUAAAAAGCGGCUCCAUCAAGGGAACCCUGGAACUUAUCCGUGGUGUGUCCCCACUCAAGACCCUUGGGAAACUAGGCAAGGGACUGCGCAUGUCAGGGAGAAGCAAGGGCAGUGUCACCCCAUCUCCACAGGGCUCCCUUGGCAUGCCUUCUCCCAUGCUAAAGAAGAAGAAGAAGGGCAGGCGGAGCUCCGAGGGGAGUCUGCUGCGAUAUGCAGGGAAGUGCAAAGAAAGGAAGGAGAGCCUUCCAAAUGGCGAGCUGUGUUCUGAGGGCGACAAUGACUCCACCAGCCGCCGGCUCUCUUUUAUGAAGUUCAGGACCAAACCAAAGAAGGAGUCUACAACAGACUACUCAUCGCAGGGACCGGAGGAGGAACCUGUGCAGGAGGUGCCAGAGGUCAAACCCAGAGAGCCACUCUCAGUGCUUGAGAUCCUGCAGCUGGUUACCAAACGGGACCUGUUUCUAGCAGACACACAUAUCCUGGAGCUUGAACAGGAGUGUAAAGAGGACCUGCCAACAUCUGAGGAGGUGUCCAGUCCUGGGAGCAAGGACAGCGGACGGCGCAAGGCCAAAGAUGUGGAGCUGCUGUACGAGGCCCUGCAGAAGGAGCUGUGGCAGGUGGUCCACGAAUCCCUGCGCUCAUCCACAGCCGGACCCAAUCUGGGCCUAGUCGUCCAGGUUCUUCAGCAAGAGGAGCAGACCGACCGUGAAUGGGGCCAGAGCGAGAGCGCCACUCCGGGUGGGCCACGCCCCAGGCAGCUCAAACGACGCUGGAAGGAGGCGGUGGGCGAGACGGCUGACCAGAACCUGCCCAAACGGGAGGAGGCAAUGCCAGGGCAGCUGGCUGCCUACCUGGACCAGGUGAGAAGCCGCAUGGUGGAGGAUCUAAACUGCGCCAAGAGGAACGUGGUACCAAUCUAUCCCGAGGAAUAUGGUGCUUUCCAGGUGUAUGCACAGAGCUAUCACCAGGCUGUAGCCCGUCGUCUACAGGCCAUUACUGACUCGCAGCUCCAGGUCAGCGACAUCUACUCUCUGCUUGACUGGCUCUACAACAUCUACAACAGGGAUGUCCUUGGAACAGUCAGCAUAACAUCACCCAUCAACCACUCCCAGCUCGGCCCGCUGUUGCCCGCGGAGACAGUGGACAAACUGGAGCUGGACUGCCUCAACUCUGUCAGGGCAAAGGUAACUAAUGAGCUGUCACAGGUGUUGGAUGAGGAGGAGAAGCGCUGGAUAGAAACAUUGCAGAAGGAAGAGUACCAAAUCAGCCUGGCCCACACAGUCAUCAAGAGUCUGCAGGAGGAUCUGGAGAGGUCAGCGGCUAUAAAUCGAGAUCUCGGGGCACGAGUUGCUCAUUGCAGUCUGAAUGGGUUGGCUGACUUCCUGUACAGCUUUCAGAGAAAAGUGGAGCUGUUUCAUGAAGGUCUGAUGAACCAGGCAGGGGAAAACGAAGAUGGCUAUGUGUCUAAGACGAUUGCCUUGGUCAACUGCUGCCCACCUUUCAGGAACUUUGUUGAGCGCUGUGCACAGUGUGAUCCAGCUAACAGUGAGGAUUCUGCACGCAGAGCCAACACCUCUCUGGAUAGAAUAGUCAACUUGACCGUGAGGGUGUUGAGUGACAGACUAUUUGAGCAUAUCAGGCCUUUCUUUGACAAACUGGUGAAGAGAAAGUGGCUGAGUAACACGGAGGCCUAUGAGCAAAUCGAGUCUGACAUCAAAGAACAUUUCAAGAAGUUCUGCAGAAUGGACAACCCACCUUACCAGGGUCUGGUAAGUGAGAUUCAUCGGAGGGUGAUGAUGGAGUAUAUCCGCGCCAUCAUGAGGGGGAGGAUCAUCUGUACUUCGCUCAAAAUGAGAAAACGAAUGGCUGGCCGUCUCCGCGACGAGGGCAAUCAGCUCAAAACGCUUUUCAAAGAACUGGAAUCUUCUUCCUCGUGGCUAGAUAGCGCCAUUCCACACAUAUCGGAGAUCAUCCUUCUUGAGGACACGCCUUCCAUCCAAAUGGAAGUUGGUGUUCUGGUGCGAGAAUUCCCAGACGUACGGAAGAAACAUAUAUCUGCCAUCCUGAACAUCCGAGGGAUGACCCGACAGAUGGAAAGACAGGAGAUUCUAAACAUCGUAAAAGACAUCGAGAACAGUGACGGUCUUACACGUUUGUCCCGUGACCGUGCUCUCUUUGCCGAAAUACCGGUUACGUCUGAGGUGCACUGCCUGAACGUAGGCUUCAGUCGCAUUGCUCUCACCGCGUCGUCCUGCUUCUCCAGUUUUCGACCACGUCGCAAGAGAACCCCAACCAGGGAGAUCCAAGAUGACAUGCUGUAACAGGACACCAAGAGAUCAAGAGACCCUCUAGGAAAGAAUUCACUGAGGUCUUUAGCGAAUGUGCAGUACAGACAUCAAAAUGGCAUACCACUUGAAUGAUUGAAACUAUGGAAACCAUGGUGAUUGCCACUAUUUUUCGCAUGCCAAGUGCAUCAUGUGAAUAUCCAGCUUUGUUUGUUUUCUUUGUUCCCAGUAUAGGCCUGGUCAGGCAGUGCAUAAAGUGGCAUCAAAGCAAAAGAGGCCAAUCACCAUAGGAACAUAAGGAAAACUUGCAUGAAUAUGUAUUUUUGCUGGCAUAAACGUAGGAGAACAUAUGAAAGAACUUUGCAGGAACACAAAGUCCUAGCAGAUACAAAAAGACAGUUGGGUUCCUAGCAACCCUGUCUAAGAACACUUCUCAGUUUAAUUAUUGAGAGCCAUAAGAAAGUGUAAUGUUUCAUACAACAUCAACAGAAAACUUUAUUCCAAUGUAUAAAUCUGGUUUUAUUGGAGGUUUUUUUUUCAGAGUAAUCUUCUUGGGAGUCUGCACAUGCUUACAAAUGUCAGUACCACUCUUUAAAGUAUACCUGUAGCUAAUUUGUUUUAAGUCCCUGGCGUUCUUCAAUUGAUGCAAAGUCCCUUCCUUUCAUUACAUAUAAGCUCUGGCCUGACAGAGAAGAACACGUACUCUCAAUUGUUUCAGAGUAAACCUGACCAAAGCUUGCACCAAUGCAUGGACCAUCUGUUUGACUGUCAACAAUGCUACAGCAUACAAGGUCCUCUCUAUACAUUAAGACACUGUCAAUUCAAUAGUAUUAACGUUACUCAGAGUCAAAUAAACACUUACAGAGUACACAUGGUCCCACUGUGGUGAGUGCAGCACCACGCCCCACUUGGCUACACACAUGUACUUAUAUAAUGAUUUUAUCAGUAAAAGCAUUCCAGCAUACCGCUGUAAUCAUUUGCCCGAGAGGCCUAUCAGAAAGCCACUUCCUAUAAUUCCUAUAUAAGCACAGCAGUAGAUGGGAAGGUGUGUAUACACUUACAAGAAGAUUACUUUAAAGGUGAUCACUGAACAAAUUUAAAAGUGAAAGUAAACUGAAAGUAACUUUUUUAUUGACUUAAGCCUCAGACUUUUUUCAGACUUCAAAAUAAGAACUACUGAUUAGAGCACUGUUCUGUUCUGAAAAACAUUAAUUCUAUGUCUGAAAUAAUGUCUCAUCACUCACACACUCUUGUUGACAUUGAAAAGAGCGUGAGAGUCUGUUUGUAUGUGUGUGUGUGUGUGUG
Chanos chanos (milkfish) is the source of this 4055-nucleotide messenger RNA. It is a transcript of the gene exoc3l2b, whose product is annotated as exocyst complex component 3-like 2b. Gene Ontology annotation, cellular component: exocyst. The transcript has 13 exons. NCBI's taxonomy places the organism in Eukaryota, Metazoa, Chordata, Actinopteri, Gonorynchiformes, Chanidae. Gene Ontology annotation, biological process: exocyst localization; exocytosis. The record is from RefSeq and is a predicted model, not a curated record. Gene Ontology annotation, molecular function: SNARE binding. The coding region runs from base 213 to 2786 and encodes 857 amino acids.